This is a messenger RNA of Drosophila navojoa, 1221 nucleotides long. RefSeq lists its product as uncharacterized. NCBI's taxonomy places the organism in Eukaryota, Metazoa, Arthropoda, Insecta, Diptera, Drosophilidae. The record is from RefSeq and is a predicted model, not a curated record.
CACCUCACACAUCAUCAUUGUUGAAUUUCAUUUUCAUUUUCCGUUUUCCGAACUGAUAGCGAAUGGCAUUGAUGUUGGAUUGAGUGGAGCGGAUCUGGGUGGAUGACGAAUUCAGUAUGUAUUACGGGGACUCUGCUUACGGUGCAUAUAGGAGGAGUCGGCGCAAGUUUUCCCUAAUAACAUAUCUGUUGCUGGGACUAUGGCUGAUACUGGCUCUGGUACAAUGGCUGUUGAUCACCAUGGUCUCGGAUAUGAAUGAGACCUUCCGGGUUUACUAUUAUAUUAGCAUUGUCGCCUUCCUGCUGGCCAUUUUGCUCUUUGCUAUAUAUCUGUUCGUUGAGAAGGCCCGCUGGAAGACGGCACCCGCUGUCAUAAUAAGCAUUCUCAUUGUGGAGCUGCAAAUCAUUGGCUCAUUCACGCUCGUCGCCCACACGCAGUGGAUGGACAUGCUCAUCUACUUCAGCAUCUGCCUCGUGCUCAUAGUCCUCUUUGUAAUAAUCGGCGUUUUCUUGCCCCAGAAGAUGGAUCUCACGCUUCAUGUCGCUCUGCUAUUUAUUGUGGCGUUCCUCUUUUUGUUGCUCGGAGUCUACUUCCUGUUGCUGCAUUUAAUAGAGCCUAUCAUAAGGCCAUAUGCCUAUCUCAUCUGGCAGAUAUCCAUUACAAUAACCUUGAUGUUUUUUGUUAUGUAUCACGCACAAACAAUUAACGGCAGCCGAUUCGCGGAGAUGCGACUGCAUGAUUAUUGUCUUGGCUCUCUGAUCCUAUUCCAUGAUUUUCUAAUUAUAUACUGGCUAACAUUGUAUUGGCAGGUCUAUGGGUGGGCAGAUCCCUUAUGUGAUAUGAGUACUGUUGUAUUGGGAAACAACACUAAUACCAAAUUCCUUGAUCUAAGAGGCGAAGACAUUACUGGUGAUUUUGUUUAUGUACCCCCUAGUAGGCAUCAGCAUCAAAAUCAAAAGAGAGUAAGGAGCGGAACAACUGAGAUACCAAUAACCCUCGACUUUAUGACGGAUGAUAUGAGUACAGUCAAAAACCCUUUUAAAGACAAGUUGCAUAAUUUGUUUGAUCCCGAACCCAAUGAAAAUCGUGCAGAUGAUUUUCGAGGAAAAAAUAGAGAUCAAUCAGAUCAACAAUACGUUCUUGAGCCCGAUGAAAGCACAGUGAAUCCAGAGGACAAAGAUGCUAAGGCUUACUCGAGGAAACCAGGUAAAACAUCCAGAG